AUGACUUUCUCACUGCAACUAAUCGUCCUGCUCCUUGUGGUAUACACAACAGGGGAGCAAAUAGAUGCUCCAAUCAUGGAAGGUGCAUCCAACGAGGAGAUUAACACCAACAAAAGAAGUGCUUUAAAUCUGGGGAUGAUGCUUUCAUCAAUGACCAAAUUAUCUCUCUUGGGAACCCUGAUCAACUACAACGGCUACGGCUGUUAUUGUGGGCUUGGCGGCUCGGGAACGCCUGUAGAUGACGUAGACAAGUGUUGCCAGAUACACGACCAGUGCUACGGCAAUAUAACUUACUGCUUUCCUCACGUCUCCAACUACGAUUUUUCCUGCAGUGGAACGACAUGCACAUGUGGACAAAACACCAUCUGUGGAAAGAAGUCGUGUCAGUGUGACCUUGACUUUUCUAAAUGUGUGGCCAGCAAAAAAUACAACCCUGCUUACAAGAGUUAUGACAAAAAGAACAAGUGCUAG
Physella acuta is the source of this 471-nucleotide messenger RNA. Its product is annotated as basic phospholipase A2 3-like. Lineage: Eukaryota; Metazoa; Mollusca; Gastropoda; Physidae. Gene Ontology annotation, molecular function: calcium ion binding; A2-type glycerophospholipase activity. Gene Ontology annotation, biological process: phospholipid metabolic process; arachidonate secretion; lipid catabolic process. The record is from RefSeq and is a predicted model, not a curated record.